This is a messenger RNA of Daldinia loculata, 1197 nucleotides long. RefSeq lists its product as uncharacterized. The transcript has a single exon. The record is from RefSeq and is a predicted model, not a curated record. Gene Ontology annotation, biological process: regulation of DNA-templated transcription. Lineage: Eukaryota; Fungi; Ascomycota; Sordariomycetes; Xylariales; Hypoxylaceae. Gene Ontology annotation, molecular function: DNA-binding transcription factor activity, RNA polymerase II-specific; zinc ion binding. The coding region runs from base 34 to 1107 and encodes 357 amino acids.
AAAGACAUUAAUUAAUAUUUAGCAGGCGGCACUAUGAUUCAUUUUCAACCUAUACGCCAGAACCAGCUACGACGGGCUUGUGACCGAUGCCACCGAUCUAAAUCAAAAUGCCUAAGGGAUAACGACGAUGAGCCGUGUCAGCGCUGUAUCCGCGCUAACGCCGAAUGUAUUUCUAGCCCUCCGGCAACAUCACGACGUCGGACUCAGAUUUCGCCUACUCAGGCCAGCGAUCAAACAUUAUCAAUUGACACUGAACCAUCUCAGAUGGAUAUAGAUGUAUCUGAUUCGAAUGGCGUGGUUAAUAAUCAACAUCUCACUAUAAACUCUUUAACCUUGCCAAAUCAUACCCCUGAAUCGUCGUCGUCGGCAGCCGUGAGGCUGGAUCUCGGCCGACUAGACUUGAUAGAGGGUCUAUCAAAUACAAGAGGGCCUAAUUCAGAUCUUAUAUCUUUACUUGAAAGGUUAUCGAACCUCAAUAUUCGCUUAAUGCGCCACUUAAACACGGUCCCGGAAGCCAAUACUACUAAUGCCCCGUCGCAACCAGGGGCCAAACAAUUUAGUAUAGAGGAAACUUUCCACAUAUCGCAAUUAUUCAUAGAUGUUAUAAGUCAUAUUUGUUCAAGAUUACCACCUCCUCAGAACAGCGUCACCGAGAGCACGACCGAAAAUAAGCUCCCAUCAUUUUCUUUAGACGCCUCCUCGGAAUUGCUCAUGUACUCAUGCUACCUCCGCUUGAUCGAAACUUACGACAGGAUCCUCCGACUCAUAAAAGCUUCUAUCACGCACAGAGCGCCUAACCGUACUAUCCAAUAUCCGUUUCAGAUGCCUGACUUUACCGUGGGCUCGUUCUCCUUACCCUCGAAACCGGAGACCCAAUCUAUUUUCCUCAUCAAUUCUAUGGACGCGAUGAUGGCGCGGGCGAAGGAACUAGUCGCAGAAGUAACGUUCCCUAAGCAGACUCCUGGGUAUAGGGGCGAUUUUCAGUCAUUUGGUGGCACGUCCUUGGUUAUUGUGCCGGAUCUAGCGCGGAAUGUAAUUCGAACUCGAGAGAACGCGUUGUUUGACUUGCUUGAUGAUCUCAAGAAGCUUAUUGUGCACCUUAAUUGAUGAUAAUAAUGAUUUACAGGAACGUAAGGUACGACAUAAUGCGAAUUUACCCUUUUAGGGAUAAGCACUUUUGGCAUAAAAUAAGGACAC